AUGCUUACUGUUUUCUAAAUCUGUUUAUUUGUACUGAAUAUAUACUUUUGAUUUUUACUUAUUUAAAAACAUAAUGUAUUAUUAUUUUGUUGCUUUUGGUAAUAACAAUUCAGUAUAAUAUUCAGCAUUCAGGGGAGAUGUGUAAAUAGUUGAGCGAACGGCUGUCUCUUUAGAGAUGGUUCCUUAUGAAGCUGAUGACGAGGGGCGCAUGUGUUGUCAUGUGACGUCAUCCUUCCAGAGGACAGGCGUUGUUCUCCGCACAGGAGGGCUGAACCAGGUCUGGUCCUGCAGGUCCAGUUCAGGAAGACUCUAAUACAGGCCGAAAUGAGACAGUGAGACCGCAGCAGAACCACAACCAGAAUCAUCUGCGAUCACCAUGACGACGCAGCGUUAGCUAGUGCUCAGCAUCCGCAUCAUCAGCAUCAUCCGCGGCUCAGGUGCGCCGUCCGUCAGGCAGGAUGGAGUUCAAAGAGCUGGUGGACACCGCCGAGAAAUGGUGCUCCGGGAAUCCGUUCGACCUAAUCUUCGCCGAGGAUGUGGACGAGAGGCGACUGGACUUCUACGCCGAGCCCGGGAUCUCAUUCUACGUGCUCUGCCCGGACAAUCUCACCGGAGGAACCGACAAUUUUCAUGUGUGGAGUGAGAGCGAGGACUGUCUACCAUUCCUUCAGCUUGCGCAGGACUACAUCUCCUCCUGCGGGAAGAAAACACUGCUGGAGGUGCUGGACAAAGUCUUUAGAUCCUUCAGGCCUCUCCUGGGUCUUCCAGAUAUUGACGACGACACAUUCGAUCAGUAUCACGCAGACGUGGAGGAGGAACCAGAGCCAGACCACCAGCAGAUGGGUGUGAGCCAGCAAUAAUGCCCAGCAGAGAGGCUCCACACUGGGCCACAGUUUCUGCAUCGAGCCCUGCUCUCAUAACCUUACUCACCUGGCUCUUCUUCUUAUACACACAUUUACACAUACACACACUGCACCAUUACACCCUUUAAAAUCUGGACAGCUUUUCCUGCACCCUGAUUUUAACAAAAGUGAUCGUUAUUUUGACCUAUAUUAUUUCUCAUUAACUUCUCAUCACAUUCAAGCAGAAACAAAACAAGCAUCUCAUUCCCUGCUUUCAUAAUUUAAAAAAAAUAAGCAGUCAUGUGACUGGAGGUGACAUUAUAGUAGAUUUAUGUUCAGAAUGGUAUACUGGUGUACUGUAUAUUGCUGCACUCUUGUCACUUGACCUCAUUACGUUGCAUGUUUAAUUCAGCGAGUGUCAUGCAGUUUUUGAAAAUUAUGAUGUUUUGCAUUUUGCAUCCCUUUUUUUGGUUAAAACAUCUUAAUUCUUGUGUGUGAUCAAAUUGUAAAAAUUGCAGCUUAUCAUGUCCUAUUUAUUAAUCAAAUUAGAAAUGGAAGGUAAAUGACAGUAUGCACAUUUUGACAAAUUCUGUAAGUCAUCCGUGUCUUGCAAACUUAUAAAAUGCAAAUAGUAAUAGUAUGCUAGUAUGCUCUUCUGAACAUAACACUUAUGAAUUUGCCUAAGGAAAGUCGCUUUUUAUGUGCACCAAUGAAUUGUUCACAAUAAGACCAGGAAUAUGUGUUAAGAAAGUAAGUAAGGUCAAUUAUUUCGAUUUCAUGUCGACUGUAAAGAAUCUAGAUAUCCAUUGUGGAUUUUCUGUAUCCGUGAUUUUAACCCUAGUUCUUGUAUUUGUAUUGAAAUAACCAAAGCUGAUUGCAAGUGCAUACAAAGUAUCUGUGCAAGGAUCAAAUUAAACAACAUCAGCGGGUAAAGUCUAAUUAUUACUUAUUCAAGAGGUGAUGGGGUUAUUGUGUUCUUGGGUGAGUGAGAUGUUUAAACAGAUCAUUGAUUAAUCCUCUCUUUGCCUUUAUUGUCUUUUGAUUGUAUUAAUCAACAUCCUCUGAGUUCAGAAAGGUCAACUCAAGAGUUUAACAAAAGAAAGGUCAAACAGUGUAUCUAAGUCUAAACUCUUAAAAUAAAGGUUCUUCUGCGGUUCAACACUGAAUACGAUUCUUAUCAAGAUCCCUUUUUAGCCUCAAAUGGUUCUUGAGUUGAUAUAGACUUCUUUAAAGGUGCUCUGUACCGUUUUUACAUAUCCACCUUAAGCCUAUGGGUGAGACUUCCGGUUCAUUAGCUGCUAUAGGGUAAUAACCAGUAUGUUCGUUAUUAAGAUAAUACAUUAAAAUAAUAUGGUAAGACACGCCAAUUUACAAUAUCAAGCAGCAAACAAGCUGUUUUGUACAGCUAAAAAUAGCUCGAUGUGGAUGAGGAUGAAAGCCAAACCCAUAAAAAUUACAAAUGGCCACACCCACUCUUACAAGAAAAAUAAGGUGGAUAGAAUCAGUACCCAUUUACUACAAAAAGAUACAGUGUAGUAAUGAUGUUGUAAUCCAAGCUUUAAUGUUACAUUUUUGGUAGUUGGGACAGCCGGGGCAUGUUUGUUAUUGUAUGUAAGCCACGCCCUUUAAAACACAUCCCCCUCCCCGCAUUUAUAAUGAGACCGUGAGAGCACCGCCCACACUGCUCUGUAAAAGCACGAAGACGGAGCUCAGUAUGGAGCGUUCUACUAAAGGCAAAUAUCCACAUGCCCUCUUUUUAUAUUUGCAUAACACUUACCUCCCCAUUUGACAUUGUUUAUAAAAGCCAAACGUAUCUUAAGAUUGAUUAUCUUUCGUUUUCAUUAUGUGUUGUGCAAGAGGGGGUGUGGCCAAGGCGCAUGUUCCAUGAGACAUGUUGAGAAAUUGUAUGUAGCACCUUUAAAGAAAACAUCCUUUUUUUGGGAAGUUGGAAUUUUCCUGUAUAAUCAAACUGUAAAAUAUCACCAGAACCUUUAUUUUUAAGAGAAGGCCUGUAGGCCUAUAUAUAUAUCAGCUGAUUCAGGUGACUGCUGUGUAAUGGUCAUGUGACCUGAUGUAGCAGUUACCAGGACCUGUUUAAAGCAUUAUUUAUCUGCUGUCAUUUCAUCAGUACAAACACAUCAUGAUGUUGACUGAAGGACUGCACAGACUGUGCCACAGGAGAGGUCAGCAGAGGCACGUGAUAUUUCUCCAGGACAUACUGUAUGUGAAUUUGCUGACAUUAUACACGUGGCUGUUAAACUUCCACUGUCUUCUGCUUUCAUAGUGUCUUCCUGCACACGCCCAGUGAAGCGUAGAGAUGAAUUAUACCAACAUUAUAUGAAAGUGUGUUACUGAGAUCAAAGCUGCUGUUUUUCUGUCUUUAUGUAGUUAUGUAACAGUUAAAGCUCUGUACCAGAUUGUGAUAUUUAUUUUACUUUAAUAUUUAUUUAUUUGUCCCAUGGUUUGAACUGCUCAAUUUUAGCACUUUUUGUGUAAUUUAAAUUUCUUGAACGUUACUUUAUGUAGCUUAACCUUUAUUUGUUUAUAUGUAUUCAUUUUUUUUCAGCUGACUGUCUUUAUCGUAUAACAGUUAAAGCUUUAUACCGAAUUUGUGAUAUCUAUUUUAUUUAUUAUUUAUAUUAUUUAUUAAUAUUUACCUAUUGUUUGUUAAUAGUUUACCCGUUUAUGAUUUAUUUAUUUCUGUACUCCUUUGUGUGCGUAAAUCCAUUUGUGGAUGCUAUUUUUGUCACCUUUAUAACUAAUAAUUUAAUUUCUAAGAAGAUUGUUCAAAUCUUACAAUGUGGUAAUUGGAAAUAUUGUUAUUGAUUUUAGAUGAAUAUUGAUCAGCCUGUUGUCUAGAGUCAUUUAGAAUUAAACUGGAGUAAAAUUUGUUUGGGUCAGCAUGUACUGUAAUCUGAAAUUCAACAAUUAAAUUUGAAUCUUA
This is a messenger RNA of Labeo rohita (rohu), 3786 nucleotides long. RefSeq names its product maturin, neural progenitor differentiation regulator homolog (Xenopus) (gene mturn). Bases 459 to 860 code for a protein of 133 amino acids. Gene Ontology annotation, biological process: regulation of signaling; positive regulation of megakaryocyte differentiation. Lineage: Eukaryota; Metazoa; Chordata; Actinopteri; Cypriniformes; Cyprinidae. Gene Ontology annotation, cellular component: cytoplasm. The record is from RefSeq and is a predicted model, not a curated record. The transcript is spliced from 3 exons.